Cajanus cajan (pigeon pea) is the source of this 1589-nucleotide messenger RNA. Its product is annotated as putative phosphoribosylformylglycinamidine synthase, chloroplastic/mitochondrial. Gene Ontology annotation, molecular function: phosphoribosylformylglycinamidine synthase activity. Gene Ontology annotation, cellular component: cytoplasm. NCBI's taxonomy places the organism in Eukaryota, Viridiplantae, Streptophyta, Magnoliopsida, Fabales, Fabaceae. Gene Ontology annotation, biological process: purine nucleotide biosynthetic process. The record is from RefSeq and is a predicted model, not a curated record.
GAGGCGGGAGAACCAACAAGUUACAAGAGAAAGAGAGGAAAUGGUUAAUAGGGUUUUAAUAGGGUUUUAUUUUGUGCUACACUAAAACCUUCUUUCUUUUACCCUACACUCACCAUUCCACUCUCUUUUUGAUUUGCUUUUCUUCGAUUCUGAUUCUGCUUUUCAGUUUUCCCUCUCAAAUUUUUUUUUUUUUUCCCUCUCUAUUAUAGUCUAUAGAGAUUUCCAACACUUGAUCGAGGACAUGGCGGCUGUCACGGAAUUUGGGGUGUCUCAAUUCUUGCAGGGUACCUCCAGGCAAACUUUGUUUCUGAAAAAGAAGCCUCAGAGACAGAGAAGUCACAUGCUUUGGGGUACGCUUAGGAAUCGGAAUUGGGUUCUGGGAUCAUCUCCAGGAGCGUUGCCGUUAAGGUGCCAGGCUCAAGAAAAUCCCAAAGCUGUGGUUUCUGGUGGUGUGAGCAGUUCAGUAGAAGAGCAACCGGGUUUGGUUGAGAAGUCUGCCUCAGAAGUUGUUCAUUUGUAUCGUGUCCCGUUUAUGCAAGAUAGUGCAGCUGCUGAGCUUCUAAAGGAGGCUCAAGUGAAAAUCUCUAAUCAGAUUGUGGAAAUACAGACGGAGCAAUGUUAUAAUAUUGGCCUUGGUUCACAACUUUCAAGCGAAAAGUUUUCAGUUCUUAAAUGGCUUCUUCAAGAAACCUUUGAGCCUGAGAAUCUGGGAACUGAGAGCUUUCUCCAGAAGAAGAGGAAACAGGGUUUGGUUCCAGUUAUCGUUGAGGUUGGCCCCAGGUUGUCAUUUACCACAGCAUGGUCUACUAAUGCUGUGGCAAUUUGCCAAGCGUGUGGUUUGACAGAAGUGAGCCGUCUGGAACGGUCCAGGAGGUACUUGUUGUUCACCACAAGUGAACUGCAAGAUCAUCUAAUCAAUGAAUUUGCGUCUAUGGUGCAUGAUAGGAUGACCGAAUGUGUUUACACUCAGAUGCUAACAUCCUUUGAGACCAGUGUAGUACCAGAAGAAAUUCGUUAUAUACCUGUCAUGGAGAGAGGACGGAAGGCAUUAGAAGAGAUUAAUCUGGAGAUGGGUUUUGCCUUUGAUGACCAGGAUUUAGAAUACUAUACCAAACUCUUCAGAGAAGACAUUAAGCGCAAUCCAACAAAUGUGGAGUUGUUUGAUAUUGCCCAGUCCAACAGUGAGCACAGCAGACACUGGUUUUUUACUGGAAAGAUUUUCAUUGAUGGACAGCUUAUGAGUAGAACUCUUAUGCAAAUCGUGAAAAGUACUCUACAGGCAAAUCCAAAUAACUCAGUUAUUGGCUUUAAGGAUAACUCAAGUGCAAUAAGGGGUUUUCCAGUAAAGCAGCUCCGACCAGUUCAGCCUGGUUCAGCAUGUCCAUUAGACGUUGCAGUACAUGAGUUAGAUAUCUUGUUUACUGCUGAAACACAUAAUUUUCCAUGUGCAGUGGCACCUUAUCCUGGUGCAGAGACUGGUGCAGGAGGUAGAAUUAGAGAUACACAUGCUACAGGAAGAAAACUCUAAUUUUCCAUGUGAUGCUCUUGCUUCACCAGUGGAGUUUUAUUUCGAUUUAAUUAAAGAUCGA